ACUGACGCGAUCAACAAUUCAAUGUUUACCACUAAAGUGAAGUUCCCUAUGACGCAACUGGAGUGCCAAGCGGCAAAGGAAAUUUUUGCGUCUGCACCUUCACCAUUUGUAGCAGGAACUAUCGGUGCAAUCGACUGCACUCAUGUCUCUAUUUUGGCUCCCAAAAAUAACGAAUCAAAUUAUGUCAAUCACCAUGGGUACCAUUCGAUCAACGUGCAAAUGAUAUGUGACCCAAAUCUUAGAAUUUUAAACGUAAACGCAAAAUUUCCGGGAGCACGGCAUGAUUCAUUUACUUGGAGCUUCUCUGCAGCGCGUCGGGUUAUGCAGCGGUCGUUUGAAAACGGAAACCACAACACAUUUUUGAUUGUACUUUCCACAAUCAAUGAAUAUACUUAG
This is a messenger RNA of Rhagoletis pomonella (apple maggot), 396 nucleotides long. RefSeq names its product putative nuclease HARBI1. The transcript is spliced from 3 exons. The record is from RefSeq and is a predicted model, not a curated record. The coding region runs from base 22 to 396 and encodes 124 amino acids. Lineage: Eukaryota; Metazoa; Arthropoda; Insecta; Diptera; Tephritidae.